Messenger RNA from Styela clava, 727 nucleotides. RefSeq lists its product as uncharacterized. The record is from RefSeq and is a predicted model, not a curated record. Lineage: Eukaryota; Metazoa; Chordata; Ascidiacea; Stolidobranchia; Styelidae.
CUUUCUGACUCGAGUGACAUGAAAACCUUCAAGAACCAUUGGAAAAUCAAAUCCUGCAACUCUUAUUUAUAGUCAGAAUAAGUUUUCAGUUAGCUCCAUAGAUUGACCGUUUAUUUACCAAGAAUGAUGCUGUCUUCGGCGCUUGUUUUUGCUGGUUUAUUCGUAGCCUGCUCUGUUGAAGGAUAUGGUGACAAAUUUGCUCAAAGAUUUCCGAAAUGGAACAACAUUGAAGUCAGGAGUAUUACCCAAACAUCAGCAGAGGUACGUUGGCCUCUCAUUCCAUUCGUUGAUCAUUACAAAGUAUACACCAUACAACCAUACAACUCUGACAAGACACCAGAACUUAGAGAAUUUGUAACAGCAACGCAAGCAAAUAAAAACGAAGGUUACGCUUCGAUAAAGAUCAGCAGACUACCAACAGGAGAAUACGUCAAUGUCUAUAUUACAGAUAUCUUUGACGAAACAUUAGGAUACGUCCCGGAGUUGUUCUUUACAAAUUGUCGUGACGGUUGGAGCAGAUGCCCGAUCGAAAAUCAAAGAUACGAAUGUCGGUUAUCAUGCAGGACUCAUUGAAAGAAAUAAGCUACCAAUCGGGCAAUAUUUCAGAGGCAAUUCACUGCAAAUGCUGCAAAGCAAAGAUUUUAACUCAUUCAUAUAUUCAUUACGUAUAUAUCCAUAUUAUAUUUUGUAACGCUUUGAACAAAAUACACUAAAUAGCACGUAUGUA